Spirometra erinaceieuropaei is the source of this 327-nucleotide messenger RNA. The record is from the annotation of a GenBank genome assembly. NCBI's taxonomy places the organism in Eukaryota, Metazoa, Platyhelminthes, Cestoda, Diphyllobothriidea, Diphyllobothriidae.
AUGCUGAAUGUUCAGAACAAGAACUCGGCCUACUUUGUGGAGUGGAUACCAAACAAUGUGAAGACAGCUGUCUGUGAUAUUCCCCCGCGUGGACUCAAGAUGGCGGUCACAUUCAUUGGCAAUAACACCGCCAUCCAGCACAUCUUCAAGCGGGUGGGGGAGCAGUUCGCAGCCAUGUUCAAACGACGCGCCUUCCUGCACUGGUACACCGGUGAAGGCAUGGACGAGAUGGAAUUCACGGAGGCGGAGUCCAACAUGAAUGAUCUCAUCAGUGAGUACCAACAGUUUCAGGACGCCACCGUGGACGAUGAGGUGAAACUAGAAUAG